This is a messenger RNA of Benincasa hispida (wax gourd), 909 nucleotides long. RefSeq lists its product as uncharacterized. Lineage: Eukaryota; Viridiplantae; Streptophyta; Magnoliopsida; Cucurbitales; Cucurbitaceae. The record is from RefSeq and is a predicted model, not a curated record.
UGAAACCCCAUACGCGACGUUAGAAACCAAAGUGAAAUAAACAGAGUUAGAGGAAGGGUAAAGCAGAGGAAGAAAAUGGGAAUAGAAGGGCAUGUUUUGAAGCGAAUUCCACGCAUUAAAUUCCCUGAAAGACACCCAAAAUCUUCAGCUUCAGGUUCUGCUAACCAGUCUCAGCACAACCCCUCAACAGAUAAGGACAUUGGUUACUAUACACUUUCAGGUUCAAAUGUGCCAGCACCACCCCAAAACAUGGCCGUGGGAGGCAAAGCAUCUCUCCUGCCAAAGCGUACGCCUGUCUCGGACAGAGAGAUAGAGGCUAUACUGUUGGGUGGAUGCUUUUGAUCUUUUCCAUCCGAUGUCAUGGAAGGAUAGCAUAGCGAUUAUUAGAUAUCUGGUCCGUUUUCCUUGUUAGCCAAUAUCAUUGAUCUAGACGUUUGUUGCAAACUUUUGCAUUCACCUGAAAAGAUAUCAGAAUCAUCUUGAUUUUGAUUCUCUUCUUGUAUGGCACUGUUAAACCCCUGCACCGGGUCGAAACCCCGAGCAGACAUUUUCUGCUUUCUUUUUUGUCUCCUCUUCAGAUUGCAUCCAUCAAUGACUCCCUAUAUGGAAUGUGAAAUGAGAACUGGUAUGUUAAAUCCUUGUCUUUAACCAAUAGCUUGGGGCUGGAGCUCCCCAAGUUGUAGCAGAAUUGAAGCGUUUCCAGGUAAUUGCCUAUGUGAUUAUGUGUCUGGUAAGGGCAAUCUCUCUUUUUCUCUAGAGUUCAAUCGCUUAAGGGCUUGUUGAUAAUGUUUUUUUAAGCCAUUCAUGUGUCAAUGAGGCGAUCCAAAAUGAAUUUGGAUAGGUUUUGGAUGAAUGUAUUUAUAUAGGCAGGAUUUGGAUGAAUGUAUUUAUAUAGGUUCUGUUUGGUAA